UUUCAAGCAUUGAAGCCCCUUCGACAGAUUGACAGCGUAACUGCAUCAUGGCCCGUCGAACACGACCUUAUUGCCCUUGUUGGCAUCGGUUGCCAUAUGCCUAGUGGUGCUCGAGACAUUCCCACGCUAUGGGAGCUACUCAGGAAGGAGUUCGAUGAGCCACGGUUCUCAGCUAAAGGAUUCUCUCGUUCCAACCUAGAUCGUCCUGGUACUGUGGUGGCCAGAAGUGGGUUCCUCCUAGACGAAGAUCCACGACUCUUUGACGUAGCCUUCUUCGGUAUCACGGACGUGUAUUCCCUAAUAUACUGGCUAACCGUAUUUACUACGUUUGCAACAUUAAAGGGCCUAGCUUAUUAG
Messenger RNA from Penicillium coprophilum, 357 nucleotides. RefSeq lists its product as uncharacterized. The record is from RefSeq and is a predicted model, not a curated record. NCBI's taxonomy places the organism in Eukaryota, Fungi, Ascomycota, Eurotiomycetes, Eurotiales, Aspergillaceae. The transcript has 3 exons. The annotation marks the transcript as partial. Gene Ontology annotation, molecular function: acyltransferase activity.